Messenger RNA from Stylonychia lemnae, 879 nucleotides. Lineage: Eukaryota; Ciliophora; Spirotrichea; Sporadotrichida; Oxytrichidae. The record is from the annotation of a GenBank genome assembly.
AUGAAGCUAGUUAUCUCUUCCUAACAAAACACUCCUCUGAUAGAAUCAGUGGUAUACAUCUCAUCCCAAUAAGACUUAAACUAAAUUCUUGGUUUAUUUUAAGCUAAUUCCUUCGAUGUAAUAGAAUCUGAUGAGAUGCAGUUAGCUAAUAGCACUAAUAUUCAUGAUAAGGAAUUUUGGAAACUUCUAUUCUCAGCCUUAAAACAAAAUGGAGAUUUGAAUCUCGAUUUCGAUGGUAAAGAUGGUCAAAAUAUGAGAUUAGGAUUCGACACAAGUCUGAUCUUAUCAUUAAUGAAACUCAACGGUUUUACAAAUGUUCAUGUCAGCGACUGUGUUAUUUAGGCUAAAAAACCUUAAUGGUAGGCUGCAGGAGCUCCUUUAAAGAGAAAGCAACAGUAAAGUGUCAGUAGCAAUGAAACCCAUUCUACCUCAUAAUUGAACGGUUCACAAUAGUAAUAAACAAACGCUAAUCCCUGGGCUUCUCUACAGUCAAAUAAUGCUGGUCUUAUCAACGAAGAUGAAUUGAUGAAGGAUGUUUCAGAGACUAAAGAUUCCUCAGCUUUUCAAAAAUUCUGCGGAGAGGAUGAUAAAAUUAAGGCUGGAAAACCUUGUGAAAAUUGUACUUGUGGAAGAAAAGAACUUGAAGAGGGCAAAAUAACUGAAAAAGAUCUUGAGGUCGGCAAUGUUGAGUCAAGCUGUGGUAAAUGCUAUUUGGGAGAUGCCUUCAGAUGUGCAUCAUGUCCUUAUUCAGGAUAGCCAGCAUUUGAAGCAGGAGAUAAGGUUAAACUAAAAAAUGCUACCAAUAGUUAGCAACAAGUUGAAAGAGAAUAGAUUCAGGUGAAAGCAAACGCUGGUGGAAAAGUUGUUUUAGAUUUGUGA